AUGACAGGCACCUCCACCCCCACAACGGUGGUGCGACUUCUACCCUUUGCGACCUGCCUCUGGUUCGCCGUGUGCAGCACCGGAGCCGGCAAAGCCCACGCCGAAGAAGUAAGAUUGACCAACGAAACCACAGCAGCACCGCCCGAGAGGUCGCCGUCUUUGAGAUUUAACGGCGCCGUCAUACCCAUCACCGCGGGGGACCCAUCAUGCGGACCGAGCGCGCUGUACAACAGGACCAUAGACUAUUCGCGCUAUGAAUACGGGUGUCCAGAGAUUGAGGCGAUGAUGGUGGGGCCGAAGCACUACAUCGCCGGCGGUAACAGCCGGGAUGUUUUUCUGGUGGACUACGAGGGCCACAAGCUCGUCCUCAAGACCACCAAGCAUGAAAGCGCACAUCUCUCCACACGGCACGCCAUGGAAGCCAUCGCUCUGGAUGUGGUGAUAGGUGCGCCCUACAUCGCGCCGACACUGGGUGUUUGCGGUACGGCUUCCGUCCAACCCUUCUUCGCAGGGGGGACCGUGGAGGGCCUCGUUUUCGAGGGGGCUUGGACGGGAGUCCCGAUAGAGAUGCCUGUCGUCUUGCAGAUGUCGCUCGACGCCAUGAGGGGUCUGCAGGUGCUGCACGAGGCCCCGGGCGGCCCGAUCAUUCACAACGCGAUCAGGCCGGAGCAGCUCCUCCGCUACGCCAACGGCACCGUCGUCGUGAGUGACCUAAACUCUUGCAAUUUCAUGGGGGUAACGCCGAGCGGGGAGGCCUGCCCGACGAGAUCAGACAUCAGCCACAACGCCCGAUGGAACGCACCGGAGUUCUACGCAGACGGACAGGGCUACACCGAGAUGGUCGAUAUCUACUCCAUGGCGAUAGUCUUCUGGCAGCUCGUGUCCCUCAGGACUGUCCCGUUCGAAAGCAAACACCGUCGCGACAUUCCUGAUCUGGUGGCCUCCCACCAGAGGCCUUUCGUCGACCCCUCAUGGGACCCACACUACGCACAGCUGUUGCAGGACAUGUGGAGAACAGACCCCGAGAUGAGGCCAUCCGCGAGACAAGUUGUUGCACGUCUCGAAGAGAUGCUGCAGUGA
This is a messenger RNA of Ectocarpus siliculosus, 1080 nucleotides long. The record is from the annotation of a GenBank genome assembly. Lineage: Eukaryota; Phaeophyceae; Ectocarpales; Ectocarpaceae.